Molecule: messenger RNA, 1065 nt
Organism: Malus domestica (apple)
Lineage: Eukaryota; Viridiplantae; Streptophyta; Magnoliopsida; Rosales; Rosaceae
Product: universal stress protein PHOS32-like
Source: RefSeq, a predicted model, not a curated record
UCUUUCUUCUUUCCUGAAAACAUUUGCGACCUCCACACACUCUCUCUCUACUCAAAAGAAACCACCUGAAUCCUUUUGCCGUCUUUCUUUCCAAAUAUUCCAAUCAACUCCCCAUGGCUUCUCCCCGAAAGAGCCCGUUAUCAGAACCCGGAGAUCGCCAGUCCGCCGCUGCAAUCGUAGUCCAACCGUCGUCCCCUCGCUACCCUCCGAGCGGGACGCCCACCUCCGGAGCCCAGCGCCGAAUCGGGAUCGCCGUCGAUCUCAGCGACGAGAGCGCCUUCGCCGUCAAAUGGGCCGUCCAGAACUACCUCCGCCCUGGCGAUGCUGUCAUCCUCCUCCACGUCCGCCCCACUAGCGUCCUCUACGGCGCCGACUGGGGCGCCACCGACGUCUCCAUCCCCGAAGACCAGGAGUCCCAGCAGAAGCUCGAGGACGAUUUCGAUAAUUUCACCGUCACCAAGGCCAACGACCUCGCCAGGCCGCUCGAGGAGGCCAGGACGCCGUACAAGAUCCACAUAGUCAAGGACCACGACAUGAAGGAGCGGUUGUGCUUGGAGGUCGAGAGGCUCGGCCUCAGCGCCGUCGUGAUGGGCAGCCGGGGAUUCGGGGCUUCGAAGCGGACCUCCAAGGCCAGGCUCGGCAGUGUCAGUGACUACUGUGUGCACCACUGCGUCUGUCCUGUUAUCGUCGUGAGGUUCUCCGAUGACAAGGAUGAUGAAAACGACGCUGAAAAGCAAGGUAAAUUGGACUGCCCCGUCGUGCCUGAGGAGGAGCCGGAGUUUCAUGACGCUUUGGAUAAAGACGCAGAUAAGGCGCGCUGAACAACAGAUGGAGAUGCUGGACGAGCUUUCAGAUGAUGUUGAUCAAAUACUCCUGGUUCGUGUGUAAUCAUGUUGUAUGAAAAAGUGUGGCAGUACUAUUGAGUCUCUGUUUUUAAUUUCUUUUAUUCCGGUCUGUGGCGGCUACCUGAAUCUACUGAUCGUUGUUUCAACCACCUUUUCACUGCCUUCCAUGUUUAUGAAGCUCCGGGAUGAUGAAUAAUGGAUGGAUUGUCUUUGUUGUUCC